This is a messenger RNA of Cucurbita pepo subsp. pepo (vegetable marrow), 1768 nucleotides long. The record is from RefSeq and is a predicted model, not a curated record. Lineage: Eukaryota; Viridiplantae; Streptophyta; Magnoliopsida; Cucurbitales; Cucurbitaceae.
CUCAAAUUCUCUCCAUGGCUAUCACUAGAGUCUUGUGCCUUAGCUUUCUUCUCCUUGUAGGGUUCGGUUUAGCUUCGGCUGCCCGAACCCUUCUUGAUUAUGAUCCCCGAACACGUCACUAUGGUUACGAUCGCCCUAACCCUAGAGAAGGGUACGAUUCGGGGCAUCGUGACGAAUCCUAUGAUAAUGUAUAUGGAGGAAGAUCGGGUGGAGGAUAUGGAGUCGGAGGGUCGGCUCUUGGAGGUUCAGGCUAUGGAAGUGGUGGAGUAAGGGGUUCGGGAUAUGGUAACGGUGGAGGAAAUGCAUACGGAGGAGGGGUUAGCUCCGGCGUAGGAGGAGCAGGAUAUGGAAGUGGGAGUAGAUAUGGAGGUGGAGAAGAUCAUGGUGUUGGUUACGGUGGUGGGCGAAGUGGAGGUUAUGAAAAUGGAGGCAAUGGUGGGUAUGGGCAAGGAAGAGAUCAUGAUAUCGGCUAUGGAAGUAGAAAUGGAAAUGGAAAUGGAAAUGGAAAUGGGUAUGGAGAUUCCCAUGGAUAUGGAAAUGGUGGAGGAGUCGACGGUGGGUAUGGAAGGGGAGACGGAGUAGGAGGCCAUGCUGGUGGUUCUGGCAUUGGCGCCGGCGGUGGUUACGGAGGCCAUGCUGGUGGUUCUGGAAUUGGGGCCGGCGGAGCUUACGGCAGUGGAGGAGCUCACGGAGGAGAACAUGAUAAUAGCAAAGGAAGUGGAGAAGAAGGAGGUUAUGACGGUGGAUAUGCACUCACAAACUCCAUCUCAAACAAGAACUGGUCAGCUAGUGAAAUUCUGAAAUUGUGGAGUACCGAGCAAGCAGGAAACAAGAGAGACCAAUGGAUUCAUUCUAGGCAUCCUCAAAUUCUCUCCAUGGCUAUCACUAGAGUCUUGUGCCUUAGCUUUCUUCUCCUUGUAGGGUUGGGUUUAGCUUCGGCUGCCCGAACCCUUCUUGAUUAUGAUCCCCGAACACAUCACUAUGGUUACGAUCGCCCUAACCCUAGAGAAGGGUACGAUUCGGGGCAUCGUGACGAAUCCUAUGAUAAUGUAUAUGGAGGAAGAUCGGGUGGAGGAUAUGGAGUCGGAGGGUCGGCUCUUGGAGGUUCAGGCUAUGGAAGUGGUGGAGUAAGGGGUUCGGGAUAUGGUAACGGUGGAGGAAAUGCAUACGGAGGAGGGGUUAGCUCCGGCGUAGGAGGAGCAGGAUAUGGAAGUGGGAGUAGAUAUGGAGGUGGAGAAGAUCAUGGUGUUGGUUACGGUGGUGGGCGAAGUGGAGGUUAUGAAAAUGGAGGCAAUGGUGGGUAUGGGCAAGGAAGAGAUCAUGAUAUCGGCUAUGGAAGUAGAAAUGGAAAUGGAAAUGGAAAUGGAAAUGGGUAUGGAGAUUCCCAUGGAUAUGGAAAUGGUGGAGGAGUCGACGGUGGGUAUGGAAGGGGAGACGGAGUAGGAGGCCAUGCAGGUGGUUCUGGCAUUGGCGCCGGCGGUGGUUACGGAGGCCAUGCUGGUGGUUCUGGAAUUGGGGCCGGCGGAGCUUACGGCAGUGGAGGAGCUCACGGAGGAGAACAUGAUAAUAGCAAAGGAAGUGGAGAAGAAGGAGGUUAUGACGGUGGAUAUGCACUCACAAACUCCAUCUCAAACAAGAAUUGAAACCCUUCUUGAGUAUUAACCCAAUAUUCAUUAUGUCAACAAAAUAAAGAAAUUGGGUUAGAGAAUGUUGUUUUCUGAAUCUAUGUCCAAACUGUUUUUAAUGUAUGUCAAAUUGGAAUUAAUAA